AUGUCGAGAAUCAUGGGAGCCAGAUCUCUUCCUUCAGAUAGUUGUCGAUCACUCUCUUCCCAGCCUUCGCUAUUUCAAGGAACCAGUGCUAAGAUUCCCAGCGGAUUUGAACUCGAGGUGAAGCGACUAUGCAAAUCGGGUGAGCUGAACCUUGAAGGUGCUCUUUUUUACUUCGAUAAGCUUAUCGAGACAAGACCCAUUCCUUCGGUUGUUACUUUUAACCAUGUGUUGGGUUCGGUCUCGAAGCUCAAAGGGUAUUCGGAAGUGCCGUCCAUGUAUAAGAGGAUGAGGGACGAAGGCAUGAAGUCCGAUUUGUAUACAUCGUCUAUCCUAAUCAAUGUUUUUUGUCAUCUGAAGAAAAUAGAUUAUGGUUUUGGUGUUUUGGGUGAUAUUAUGAAGAGAGGUCUGGAAGCCGACUCAGUAAUGGUCCAUACUUUGCUGAAAGGUCUGUGUUCGGAAGGGAAAGUGUUUGAUGCAGUUCAAGUGUUUGAUAAAAUGUCCGAGAAUGGGUUUUGUGGGGAUACUUUCAUUUACAAUUCUUUGAUUCAUGGAUACUGCAAACUAGGAAUGUGGGAAGAAGUUGCAAAGAUGAUCCAGAAAAUGGCACGAGAAGGGAUUUCACCAGAUGUUUAUACUUAUAGCAUUUUGAUUGAUAGUCUGUGCAAAGUCAAGAAGGUGAAUGAAGCGAUUCAAGUGUUCGAAUCCAUGUUGGAUCGAGGUAUCGAGCCCAGUUUGCAUACAUAUAUCUCGCUUUUAGCUGGUCUUUUUACGGUCAACAGGUCAAAGGAUGCCGUUGAGUUAUUUGAAUCAUUGAGGCAUGGAAACCUUCGGCCUAAUGCAGUUACCUACAACACAAUGAUCGUUGGCUAUUUCAAGCAUGGUGAAACUAAGGAGGCAGUGAAGCUCCUAAGAGAGAUGAUUCAUGAAGGGUUGAAACCUAACGAGUUUAUAUACACCACCCUUAUUCAUUUUGUAAGCCAAUCAGGAGAUCUGCAGGCUGCGCAAGGAAUCUUUGAUUCAGCAUACAAGUCUGGUCCGACUCCCCCCAUAUCUGCAUAUGGUGCCCUCCUUAAUGGUUUGAUAAAAAAUGGGAAAGUGGAAGAAGCUCGGAAAAAAUUUGAUGAAAUUCUAGGUAUGGGUUUGGUGCCUAAUGUUGUAACCUACAACACUAUGCUCCAUGGCCUCUGCAAAAGUAAGAAGCUAUCUGAAGCGAGAGAGUUGCUUGUUGAUAUGGAGGCAAAGGGUUGUCCUCCAGAUGCCAUUUCAUUCGACACAGUUAUUUGGGGUUUCCUUAAAUGUGAUGAGAUUGAAGAUGCAGUGCAACUUCUUGAGAGCAUGCUUGAGAGGAACUUCUCUCCCUGCAAGGCUGUUAAGUCCAAGUUAAGUCGCUUUUUCGCGGAUUCUAAGGGUCAUAGAGCUCUUCAGGCACCUCUUCAGGCACUUGUGGACACUUAUGGAAAGAAGAUCUUCGAGUAA
This is a messenger RNA of Tarenaya hassleriana, 1476 nucleotides long. Its product is annotated as pentatricopeptide repeat-containing protein At1g63130, mitochondrial-like. Gene Ontology annotation, molecular function: protein binding. The transcript has a single exon. The record is from RefSeq and is a predicted model, not a curated record. The coding region runs from base 1 to 1476 and encodes 491 amino acids. NCBI's taxonomy places the organism in Eukaryota, Viridiplantae, Streptophyta, Magnoliopsida, Brassicales, Cleomaceae.